This is a messenger RNA of Juglans microcarpa x Juglans regia, 1067 nucleotides long. RefSeq names its product glutaredoxin-C6-like. NCBI's taxonomy places the organism in Eukaryota, Viridiplantae, Streptophyta, Magnoliopsida, Fagales, Juglandaceae. Bases 176 to 607 code for a protein of 143 amino acids. The transcript has a single exon. The record is from RefSeq and is a predicted model, not a curated record.
UCCCCCCUUCCCUCUUCCUCUCUCUCUCUUUUUUUUAUAAAACCAUCAACACCCCUUCCAGCCUCACGCACUCCCACUUCUUCUUCUUCUUCUUCCCCCCACCGGUCAUACCUCCCGUUGACAUCAAUACCACCCUCAUCUCUCUCUGUCGCUCUGAAUCUCUCUUUCUCCGGCGAUGCAAGGCCUCCGAAGUUUCUCCAACGACAUCUUCAGUCUCGACCUUUCCAGUACUUCCGCCACGCCCUCCGCCUCUUCCCUAUCCAUCGACGUCGCCGAGUCCGCCGAGGAUCGAAUCCGCCGCCUUAUAUCCGAGCACCCUGUCAUCAUCUUCAGCCGGUCUUCCUGCUGCAUGUGUCAUGUCAUGAAGAGGCUCCUCGUCAAUAUCGGCGUCCACCCGACCGUCAUCGAAUUGGAUGACGACGAGAUCGCCGCCCUCCCUUCCCCACCCCAAGAUACCGAAGCCGACUCCGACUCCCCCCGUACUCCUCCGGCUCCCUCCGUCUUCAUUGGCGGCACCUGCGUCGGCGGUUUGGAGUCCCUCGUCGCCCUCCACCUCAGUGGCCACCUCGCUCCCAAGCUCCGCGAAGUCGGUGUUCUCUGGGAAUGAUAUUCGGUUCUCCGAAUCUCUGGGUUCCCUCCCUUCUCGUUGUUUUGUAAUCGAAAACAACCUUUUUUUAAGGAAAUGAUGUUUCCUCUUUCUUUAGUAUUUUAUUUGCUCUCGGUUUGACGGUCAAUACUGAUAAAAAAAAAAAAAAAAACACAGUAGCAGAAGAAGGAAGAAGACGACGACGACGAAGAAGAAGAAGAAGAAGAAGAAGAAUAUCGGCGAGUUUCCUUUCUUCUGGCGUUCCUUUGCGUGAGGGAUACUCGCCCUCAUAGAUGCAACACGUGUACUCUUUAAAAUACGUCGACGUUUCUUUUCGUUUACCGAGUCUUGAUCUAUUUAACUACAAUAGUCGGUAGACUGGGGGGAUCCCACCACGUGGGGCCGCUCGCCACUCAUUAAGCAAUCAGGACCGUCCAUCUGUAAUAAUUGUCUGGUUAUAUUAAGUGUUUAUUUUACUGUA